Molecule: messenger RNA, 639 nt
Organism: Fusarium keratoplasticum
Lineage: Eukaryota; Fungi; Ascomycota; Sordariomycetes; Hypocreales; Nectriaceae
Exons: 2
Coding region: 1-639 (212 amino acids)
Biological process (GO): Golgi to plasma membrane protein transport; protein localization to Golgi apparatus; Golgi to endosome transport
Cellular component (GO): trans-Golgi network; Golgi membrane
Source: RefSeq, a predicted model, not a curated record
AUGGCGCGACGCCGCAAGCCCCCCCGCGCGGGCGCCCUGGCGGAACUGGCGCCCCUCAAGAUCGCGACGCAGAUCGCGACGCUACAGGUCAUCUACUACUUCUCCGCGCUGGUCCUGCUCGUCUUUACGGCGCUCGUCGCCGGUACGGGGUUCAGCUUCACGCUGCUGUUUGGAUGGGAGGGUGUUAGGGGGGAUACCACGCAUGGAUGGCUCAUGGCGUUUGUGCUGUUGCUAGACGGAGGACUAUGCAUAUCCGUCGCCAUGGUCGCCCUCGUCGCUCGAUCCAAGCUCGUCCCCGACUUUGCCCUCACCGUCCACUUCCUCCACCUCGUCGUCGCAACCCUCUACAGCGGCCGUCUCCCCCGCCACGCCAUGUGGUGGUUCACCAUGCUCGCCUCGGCCGCCCUCUCCGUGGGUCUUGGCAUCUGGGGCUGCCGGUACCGAGAGCUGCAGCCCGUCUUCUUUGGUGGCCGGAGAAUCCUGGCAGCCACGGGUCCUGAAUCUGGCCCCGCUGCUGCUCCUGCUGCCGCUGGAGAAACUACCGUUACGGAGCAGCCGAGGGAUGAAGAGGAGAUGGCCGUGCCAGGUGGAAGGGGGAAUGGAGAGUAUGAGAUGGCGCCUAUGCAACCUGUAAGAUGA